GAGAGCCGCGGCCACGCCACUCCGCCUGAAGGUCGCCGGCAACCCGGCCCUCACCUUCCUCCGAAACCCGCCACGCGGAUCCUCCCCGCCCAGCCCCGCUGACGAGGGGCCACCUCUCCCCAGCCAGACCUUGACACAAAGGACGUCGCGCCGCCGCGGACGGCCCGGGAGGGCGGACACUUCGGCGGCGCCUCUCCCCUUGGUUAUUUCUCGAGGGGUCUCGGACAUCUGUGCUUGCUGCUGCCUGCUUCUGAAGACCCUGGGAACAGAAGAAACUUGGGCUGAUUUUUUGGCUGUGGACGCCUGAAUAUGAUGCAUUUCAAAAGCGGCCUUGAGUUAACGGAGCUGCAGAACAUGACAGUGCCCGAGGAUGACAACGUCAGCAACGACUCCAACGACUUCACUGAGGUGGAGAACGGCCAGAUAAAUAGCAAGUUCAUCUCUGACCGUGAAAGCAGACGGAGCCUCACCAACAGCCAUUUGGAGAAAAGGAAAUGUGACGAGUAUAUUCCAGGAACAACAUCUCUGGGCAUGUCUGUUUUUAACCUGAGCAACGCCAUUAUGGGCAGUGGGAUUUUGGGACUCGCCUUUGCCCUGGCCAACACUGGGAUCCUCCUUUUUCUGAUACUCCUGACUUCAGUGACGUUGCUGUCUAUAUACUCAAUAAACCUGCUAUUGAUCUGCUCCAAGGAAACUGGCUGCAUGGUUUAUGAAAAGCUGGGAGAACAAGUCUUCGGGACCACGGGGAAGCUGGUGAUCUUCGGAGCCACCUCGCUGCAGAACACUGGCGCGAUGCUGAGCUACCUCUUCAUAGUAAAAAACGAACUUCCUUCCGCCAUAAAAUUCCUCAUGGGAAAAGAGGAGGCAUUUUCAGCCUGGUACGUAGAUGGCCGUGUCCUGGUGGUGAUGGUUACCUUUGGCAUAAUUCUCCCGCUCUGUCUCUUGAAGAACCUGGGGUAUCUUGGCUACACCAGUGGAUUUUCCUUGAGCUGCAUGGUUUUUUUCCUAAUAGUGGUUAUCUACAAGAAAUUUCAAAUUCCCUGCUUGACUGUAGAACAGAACUCAACAAUAAGUGCUAAUGUGACUGACAUGUGUACGCCAAAAUAUGUCACCUUCAACUCCAAAACGGUGUAUGCUUUACCAACCAUUGCAUUUGCAUUCGUCUGCCACCCAUCUGUCCUGCCAAUCUACAGCGAGCUCAAAGACCGGUCACAGAAGAAAAUGCAGAUGGUUUCCAACAUCUCCUUCUUUGCCAUGUUUGUCAUGUACUUCCUGACCGCCAUCUUUGGGUACCUGACAUUUUAUGAAAAGGUGCAGUCAGAUCUCCUUCACAAGUACCAAAGCAAAGACGACAUUCUCAUCCUGACAGUGCGGCUGGCUGUCAUUGUGGCUGUCAUCCUCACCGUGCCGGUGUUGUUUUUCACCGUUCGCUCGUCGCUAUUUGAACUGGCCAAGAAGACGAAGUUCCACUUAGGCCGCCACAUCGUGGUCACUGUCAUCCUCCUGGUGAUUAUCAACCUGCUGGUGAUCUUUAUUCCCUCCAUGAAGGAUAUCUUUGGAGUCGUAGGAGUUACGUCUGCUAAUAUGCUCAUUUUCAUUCUCCCUUCGUCUCUUUAUUUAAAAAUCACCAACCAAGACGGAGAUAAAGGCACUCAAAGGAUUUGGGCCGCCCUUUUCUUGGGCCUGGGGGUGUUGUUCUCCUUGAUCAGCAUUCCCCUGGUCAUCUACGACUGGGCUUGCUCGUCCAGCAGUGACGAAGGCCACUGAGAGCAGCCUCAAAGAGCCAGCGUCCGCCCAUCCUUCAGCGCCACUCCUCCGCAGCCCUUCCCCACUUCUUUUGCAAGUUUACAGAAACAGACAGAAACGCACAGGACGCCUCUGGGGUUACGGCACGGAGCCACUGCUAGAAUGCCUCGUGUCCUCCCGGGAUCUCCGCUUAGGGAUUGCGGAUUUUAGCUUUUCCAGAUUUCAAGCAGUCCUCUUCUCCAGCGCUUCCUACCUUCCCCCUCUUCGCUGUGUUCCAUGGCUUCUUAGAACUUUGGAAACAUGAUCAUCAGCUGUGUUCGUUUGUUAGACACCUGGGUUCUGAAAUCCUUUUCCUACUGAUACUCCGCUCAUGCCGUCUGUAUCUUUUUAGAAGAGAAAAUAAUCUUGAAUUGUAUAUAUUUAUUUUGCUUUACAGAAAAAAAAAAGGUUUCAGAAAAAAAAAAGAGGUUUCAUAAAUAAUUUGCCUAUUUUGGUUAACAUAGCACACGGGGCUAACCCUUAGAGAGACGGGUUCGGCUGCAGUCUGAGCGCGCCCAGCCUUCGAGGCAGCUCUGAUCACCCAUCCUGCUCCACGUGGAGCUGUCCCCUGGGAGUGUCUGCAGCGGGAGGGUGGGCAGGACACCUCUGUGAAUGUCUUAAAGCCCACACUGGGAGAAGUCACAGUGAAGCUGUUUCCACACACCCACCCGCCCACACUGGGAGAAGUCACAGUGAAGCUGUUUCCACACACCCACCCGCCCACACUGGGAGAAGUCACAGUGAAGCUGUUCCCACACACCCACCCGCCCACACUGGGAGAAGUCACAGUGAAGCUGUCCCCACACACCCACCCGCCCACACUGGGAGAAGUCACAGUGAAGCUGUUUCCACACACCCACCCGCCCACACUGGGAGAAGUCACAGUGAAGCUGUUUCCCCACACCCACCCGCCCACACUGGGAGAAGUCACAGUGAAGCUGUUUCCCCACACCCACCCGUUCCACACUGGGAGAAGUCACAGUGAAGCUGUUUCCCCACACCCACCCGUUCCACACUGGGAGAAGUCACAGUGAAGCUGUUCCCACACACCCACCCGUUCCAUUCUCGGCCCCUGGUGUCACAGUUACUUCAGGCUGAGUCGCCUGCUCGGGGUCCCACGGCUCCCGCAGUGACUGCCCAGAAUGCCUAGGGAAGUACUCCUGAUGCAGACAGCCUCCGUCUACACCCAUGUCACUGAAGGGGAAACGAUCUGUUAGUUUAUUCUCCCAGCCACAUUUAGUCAUGUCCACCAGCUUUUUGCAACAUAGAAUAACAUGUACCUAAGGGUGGCCCAGGCUAGGUCAGCCUGCUUUAUAUUGGGUAACUUUACUUUAGGGAAGUCUUUAGAAGACUUGUUUUUUAUCUAUAAAUCUAGGUUAUUACAAAUAUGAGAUUUUUGUACCUUAAAUAAGCCUCAUUUCUAUUCUCCAUUAAUUCUCCAUCCAAUCUCGAGCGCAAGCCUACUGAGAGUCUUUGUAGAUAGCCUCUAACGUCACUGUGUCCCCUCUUGCCCCAGCUGGGGAAGGCAGGCAGGAGACCUCUUCCCCCUGUGUUUCUUCCUUUAUCUCAUUACUGCCUGUUCCGCGUGACCCACGCAGGAGGGCGAAGCUGCCUGUGCUUUCUCCUAAGGGGAACAGAGGGAAGCGAUAAGGAGAUUGAAAACUGCACGAGCUUGGGACACCGGGUGCAGCACGCCCCUGUUGAUGCGAAAGUCAGCGGCGUCUCGCAGCUUGGCCACAGUAAGAAGCGCGCAUGCGCGGUGGCCACUGCAAACAGGGCUUGUAUUGCAGUCAGACGUAUUCUGGUUGGAGUCUCGGAUACAGAAAAAAAGCACUGAUCCUGGGCUUCUUCUCUGGAGAUGAGUAGAAGCUAACAGUUGGCAGAAGCCCCUUGGGUUUAGACGCUGUCCUUCCUGCCUGAAAUCCCCAGCGGUCUUCAGGAAGCUCACGGGAGUUGCCCAGAGAUGUCCCUUCAUACACUAAGUCCCACAGACGAGGUAGGCAUCAAAGCGCCUCCGCUAUCCUCGUGGGGAAGAAGGGAAAGCUAGUUCCUGCAUUGCAUCAUUACGUUGGUACAGUACUUAGAGCUCUGUCCACCUUGAGGACCUGCUUAGACAGGAAGAGGGUAAACCCCACAGUCACCUCUGUCCUCCGUGUCACAGGAAACGAUAGAGGACUCAGCCAACCUUUGUAGCUUGUUUGGCACUUUAAAAAUACAUUAAUCCAGUUUGCAAGCUCUACUACCCUAUUUCCUCAUUCUACAAUCCAUUCAUUUACAUUCACAAAGUGAAUUCAGCAGCUCAGUGACUCUGGGAUGUGUUGUGAUUUUGUACCUCUGGAUUUUAUGUGUUGGUAAAACUAACGUAUUAUUUACAGUGUAUUUAUUUGCAGGAAGCACCUUGCUAUUGAGGUCUGUGAUACACGUUGUUUUAAAAGCUCUUUUAUGUGUGUACCUGAGUCCGGUUGAAUGUACUAGAUCUUACUGUCAUUUGUCAGGUACCAGUCAAUUCCAUGGUUUCUGUGGUAUUCGCUGUAAAGCCCUCACUCUUGGUCAGAGUAAUGAACUGUAGCCAACACAUACCUGUGUCACAGAUGUUAGGUAGCGUUCAACAGCGCAGACAGAUGCAAUAGGCGUCUUUCCGCUAAAUCAGUAGGCUCAAGGGUAGUAGGCCUCAGCCCCGGGAAGUUGUGUUUUUCUUCGGCACAUAGGGUCUCCACGCUGUUGGCCAGGACCAGUUUCGGACUUUGGGUUUAGCGCUGUUCUCUGGUUGUUGUAACACAGACUGCUGUAGAUUCCUAGAUCGUGUUGCUGGUCAGUUAGAAGGGUUAGCAGAGUGUGUGCGGAGGAAAAGCCACUCUUUCAGGCAUGGUCCCCAGGAAGAACAUCUUUUAAAGCUUUGUAACCUGGAAUGGACUUUUCUUAAUUGGGUUAUAUGUGGCGAUUGAGUCCCUAGAGCAGCUGGAAAAGACUAUCAAACUCAGAGUUGAGCUGAAAGGGACUCCAGAAGAGCCAAGUCCCCAGGUAGAAUGGAAGUUGGGGGGUGGGGGGCAGUUAGGGUCACUAAGAACAUCCCACUGUCUGUUGUGGAAUCUGGACUGCUCAUGUCUCAUGUCUGUCAUGGAUCACCUGCAAGACAGUGAGGCUGGAGCUCUGCCAUGGCCUGAAGCAGAGGCUCCAGCAAGAUCAGAGGAGCUGUGUUCAAAAGCCUGCCGGUAGGAUGGAGAUGGAGGAGGAAGGGGGCUCCUUAGCUGGUACCCCUUGUUUUCUCUGAAGAUGUCAGGCGUUCCCUGGCCACUUCCAAUUCUGUUAUGGUGGUUAGCUCCUAGAGUCCACCUCUUUCUCGGCCAUUAAUUUCAUAGCUUCUUCCAGGAGCCAGCUUUGAGGCCAGCACACAGCACAGCACUUUUAAUGCCACCUGUGCUGGUCAUCAUGCUUUAACUGCUUGGCAAUCAGAUGAAAGGUGCGAAAGGGUCUCCCUCCACAUUCCUUCUUGUGUAUUUAUGGACCCUGUUAAGAAACAUAAGAGUGCUGACAGGCAGGGUUGUGGUAAGAUGCCUCUGUUUUAGAGGAGGCCUGUCGCAGUUCUGCCAACAACUAUGGAGUUGAACUCAAGCUCCCAAGCUGGUUUCUCUCAAAUUGCGGUACCACCACCCCUGCCCCCAGGCCAGCAGCAUGGAUGCCAUCUUCCAUGCUUCAGCCCCGCCAGGCACAGUGGAGGAAGCAACCUGCCUUCUGCAAGCCUCAGGUCUAGCCCCAAGUGAUGCCGGGGGCAUCAAGUUUGGGAACCAUUCUAAGCCAUUCCCCAGCCAGUUGACCUCAGAAGGUGGGGGGUUCCUGGGGUGAGGCAUUGGAGCCAGGACUAGGGGAGGGUAGAAGAGGAUCCAGCCAGUGUCUGCAGGAGAGGGAGAACAGCUCAUGGGUGUUCCGUCAUGCUGGAAUUGCAGUGCAGGGGCAUGAGUGAGACCCAGGGUGCCCCAUGGGCAAACCAGCCUGAGGCACUAGUGUAUUUUCUUAUAGCUGUAAAGAUUUCAAAUUUAGGCUUUAAAAAAAGUUAGGUAUAUUAAAAGAAAGUGAUUUUAAAAAAAUGCAACCCGGAGGGCACUGCCAAGUUUUCAGGAGCCAAUUAUCCAAGAGGACUGUCUCCAUGGUGGGGUAGGGUGCUGGUGUAGUGGGAGCAAGGCCCUGGCACCACGAAAUAUAAAAUACCAAUACAGUGAGUGUUCUAGGAAUGCAGUGCUGAGGGAGUGUGUCUGUGGAGCUAACUGGAGUGGGGCAGAGGUGGCUGGGGUGGCCCCAUGCCUUAGAGCAAGGCCUCCAACCAUCCGUUCAGAAAGGGGACAGGCUUUGAGAAUGGCAGUGCCUACGCAAGGGAACAUCAGGGCACUCGGAAAAAGAUGCCACACUAUUACCUAGCAAUAUUCAUCAGUGUUUUCCUCUCAGGAUGGCAGCUCGGGGAACCCCGCAACAGAACAUAGCCCUCUAAAUCACAGUGAGUUGCUGGUAAGAAUAAAAGACUUUGGGGUUCAGACUGGGGUUGCGGGUAAUAACGGAAAGCAGUGCUAAGUCUAAAGGGGCGGGUUCUUGGAGAACGGUGCAGAUUGCGCACGGAUGGAUGCAGGUGGCUUUCUUUCUCGGGUUUCCCUGAGGAAGAAACAGAGUGCUGGGCCUGUCUCUACGCAGGCUUGAAGAAUCUAUGCAGCUGAGGCUCACUGUAGGAACCCCUCAUUUGUAUGUAAAUACGUUGUAAAUACAUAGGAAGCUGUAUAUUUUUGCAGUUGUUAAUCCACACAGACAUAGAGAUUGCAAGUAUCUGCAGAUAAGAAAUACACGUUCUCAUAGAUGUUAGUGGUUUUGUUUGGGAACUAGAAGAAACUUCUCUCCCAUAGUUCUGUCAGUGUAAACCUGGAGCCUAAAACUUUAAUUACCUGUCUGGAAAAAAGAAAUGUCUGAGAAAUAACCUCUUUGAUUUCUUAUGCUGGUAUUACGAUCUGCUGUUUAGAUGUUACAAAUAAGGACAAUUUAGAAGAAAAUCAUUGUCAUGUAGGAACAGACGUGCCCAAAUUAAGAAAUUGCUGUGGUUUUUUUUUUUUUUUUUCAUAACAUUCUUUCAUGGUUAGUGUUGAUGUUGCUGUGUAGAACUUACGAAAACAGAAGUGAGGGAGGGGGUUUUUUGUUGUUUUUUCCAAAAUGGAAUUGUUGCUUCCCAAGCUUUGGGAUCCUCGAAGAGGAGGCCAAAUAUUAAGCUGAGCACAGACGUGAAGGGAAACUUCUGCUGUUUGAGCUUUUGAAGGUCUUGCAUGUUUGCCUCUUAGUGUUGGCGCCAAGGUAGACCGUCUUGUCUGUUUUACCCCCCGACACUUGAACCUUAAUCAUUGGUACGUAAGUCUCUAGGGUCCAGUGUGUCCAGACCCCAUCUGACUCAGCACAUGUAGCACAUCACUGUUUCAUUCAUGUAAAGAUCUUGUAAAUGAUUCCAGGUGGGCCUCCAACGUGAGCCACAAGUCACAGAACUCUGCUGUUCACUGUCCAUCCUGUAAAGUUGGUGUUUUCCCCCCACACCUUUCGGGGUGCGGUAUAAAUAAGAAGGUGUAAGAAGUUAUGUUAUAUAAAUGCAGUGUUAACAUAGUUUUCAAACAUUAAAAUGUGAAUUAAAGUA
Molecule: messenger RNA, 7441 nt
Organism: Meriones unguiculatus (Mongolian gerbil)
Lineage: Eukaryota; Metazoa; Chordata; Mammalia; Rodentia; Muridae
Gene: Slc38a1
Product: solute carrier family 38 member 1
Exons: 16
Coding region: 310-1767 (485 amino acids)
Biological process (GO): amino acid transmembrane transport; L-glutamine transport
Molecular function (GO): L-glutamine transmembrane transporter activity
Source: RefSeq, a predicted model, not a curated record